Molecule: messenger RNA, 2584 nt
Organism: Mercurialis annua (annual mercury)
Lineage: Eukaryota; Viridiplantae; Streptophyta; Magnoliopsida; Malpighiales; Euphorbiaceae
Product: protein OCTOPUS
Exons: 1
Coding region: 16-2391 (791 amino acids)
Cellular component (GO): plasma membrane
Source: RefSeq, a predicted model, not a curated record
AGUUAUAGCCCUAAAAUGGUCUUUUCACCAACCCACAGCGAGUGCCCCAAGAAAAGAAAAAAGAAAAAGAAAAAGGAAAACACAGAGAAGGGUCCCAGUGGGGUAUUAAAAUUCGACCCUCAAACAUUUUUAUUUCUCUUUUCCUUUUUUUUUGUUGCUCAGACUCACUGUCCGUUGGAACCAAACAGUUCACUUCACUCUGCUUUGUCUUGCUUUGCUUUUGAUUUUACAAAUUAUGAGCCAACUUUGCAUUACAUUAUCAGUCUCAGUAGUGGAUCACCGGUUAUGAAUCCCACCGCCACCCAACCACCACCACCAAUACCUCCGCCGCAGCCUCACCGUCUUUCCACUUCUUGUGACCGUCACCCCGACGAGCAUUUCACUGGCUUUUGCCCCUCAUGCCUCUGCGAGCGUCUCGCUGUUCUCGAACCUUCUUCCUCCACCGCCACUUCUUCCAAGAAACCUCCGCCUAUUCCCACCACUAUCACCGCCACCGCCGCCCUUAAAGCCAUUUUCAAACCCUCUUCUUCCUCCACCGCCGCUACUUCUUCUUCUUUUUUCCCUGAGCUCCGUCGUACCAAAUCUUUCUCCGCUUCCAAGAACGAAGGAUUCUCCGGCGUGUUUGAGCCCCAGAGAAAAUCUUGCGACGUUAGGGUUCGGAGUACUCUCUGGGCUCUCUUUUAUCAAGACGACGAGCACCGGAACCCGUCCAAAAGAGAGGCGGCGAAGAAUCCCGAAGUCGAGACAGAGCCAAGAAAAUCUUGCUCGAGCCUCCGUGGAGGCGGCGGUGCUCUUGACAGCGACGACUGUAAUGACUACGAUACAGAUAGCGGCGACAUUAUAAGGGUUAUAGACGACCACCACCAGCAACAACAACCAAUUAUUUUAACUGGGAGAAAUUCUAACGCAAACCCAAUUGAAGAAAUUCUUGAAGAGGACGAGGAGGAAGACGACGAAGAAGAAGACGACGACGGGAUUGUUAUCGAGCCGGCAUUCGAGCAGUUUCAAGAAGAUAAAGUGACGGAGGAGGUUACCAUUAAGCCUAUGAAAGACCAUAUAGAUCUUGAUUCGCAGACCAAGAAAGGUUCGGGUCGGGACUUUAAAGAAAUCGCUGGUAGUUUUUGGUCAGCGGCUUCGGUUUUCAGCAAGAAACUGCAAAAAUGGAGACAAAAACAGAAGAAUAAUAGUAAAAAAAGGAGAAAUGGUGGGCCUGGGUCAGCUACAUUGCCGGUUGAGAAGCCGAUUAGCCGGCAAUAUAGAGAAACCCAGUCGGAGAUUGCGGAUUAUGGAUUUGGCAGACGAUCUUGUGAUACGGAUCCAAGGUUUUCGCUUGAUGCUGGGAGGAUUUCUUUUGAUGAUCCUCGGUAUUCUUUUGAUGAGCCGCGUGCUUCUUGGGACGGGUAUUUGAUUGGUAGAACGUUUCCAAGAAUGCCUACUAUGUUAUCUGUUGUUGAAGAUGCUCCGGUGAAUGUCGUUUUACGGUCCGAUGCGCAAAUCCCGGUUGAAGAACCGAUCAUACAGGCAAUGCCUGUAAAUUCUGUUCAUGAGGGUGAGACUCUUCCUGGUGGUUCUGUUCAGACGAGAGAUUAUUACUCCGAUUCGUCCUCGAGGAGGAGGAAGAGUUUUGAUAGGUCUAAUUCGAUUAGGAAAACUGCAGCUGCUGUUGUUGCUGAGAUUGAUGAGUAUAAAUCUGCUACUGCUGCUUCUGUUUGUAAUUCUAAAGUUUCACCAGCCAGUACUACUGUUAAUCCUGUGGAUUAUAUCCACGGACCAAAAUUGGUUGUUCCCGACAGGGAUUCGAGGGAUGCGUACUCGAAUUCGUUAAGGGAUGAUUACUCGGAGACUUUCGAUAUGGGGUUUAGAGACAGUGUGUCGUCGGUGGUAGGCAAUGGCGAACGGAAAGAGGCUAAGAAGUCACGGAGAUGGAGUAAGGCGUGGAAUAUUUGGGGAUUUAUACACCGGAGAAGCGUUAGCGUAAACAAAGACGAAGAUGACGAUAGUCGGUAUAGCAGAGCAAAUGGAGUCGAGAGGUCGUUCUCGGAGUCGUGGCCGGAAUUAAGAGGGGAACAACGGAAUGGUAAUCCGAAGUUAAUGAGGAGUAAUAGCAGUGUGAGUUGGAGAAACUCGAAUGGGUUCGCAGGAGGAGGAUCAUUCGGUAGUGCUCGAAAAAGCAAUGUAGAGAGCAGUGUUAAUGGUAGAAAGAAGAGAGAUGAGUUUGUGUUAGAGAGGAACAGAAGUGCAAGAUACUCUCCAAACAACAACAGCAUUGAUAAUGGACUGUUGAGAUUCUAUUUGACCCCGUUACGGGGUAGCCGGAGAGUGGCCGGUUGGGGGAAGAGUAAGUCCAGUCAUGCACAGUCUAUUGCAAGGAGUGUAUUGCGAUUGUACUGAAAAAUUAAUAUUGGUUGGGGGAGGUUCAUAAGGUGUUUUUAUUUAUUUUUCAUCUUUGGCUUAAUUUUGAUGCAUUUGUUGUGUAAGCAGUAAAAGCAUACAUGCCUAAUGUAAUUGUUCAUCAUCAGUUGGUUGGUUGGGAUAUUGAUAACAAAAACACUAAUCACCUCUAAAUUUGUUUCCUUUUCCUUCA